Phalacrocorax carbo (great cormorant) is the source of this 7301-nucleotide messenger RNA. The record is from RefSeq and is a predicted model, not a curated record. Lineage: Eukaryota; Metazoa; Chordata; Aves; Suliformes; Phalacrocoracidae.
UGACUUGGUGAUGAGCUGAGCUUGCAAUGCAGGCAAUAAAAACCGUGGAAAAAAAAGUGACUUUUAUAAAGGAAAUACUUUUUACAGAAUCCUUCCUAAAGAAACAAGAAUGCAGCAGAAGCCCGGAGAGCAGGCAGCUCCGUGAGCAGCAGCCAUUGGAAGGAGCUGUCUGCAGCUCUCAGUGCUGUACUGAGCAUGUCCCAGCGGAGCCCAGUGCAAGCAGCACAUUAUGCAAAAAGGCAGCUCUAGCAGAUGGGAGAGAGGCACAGCAAGCAUUUACUUCGCUUGCAUCACCACCGCUUGAAAACAAACCUGGAUCGCUAGAGGGGAUCUCGCCGGCAGGCCAAAGGAAUGAAAUCUGGGAGCAUGGCUUGAUUGUCGAAGGUGUUGCACUGCAAAAAAUCAUGGGGAAUCAAGAUGGGAAGCUAAAGAAAAAUACAGGUGAUGUGCAUGAAGGAGGAGAGGAUGCCUCUGGGCCCAAGGAUACAGACGGCACAAAGAAGGUAUCGGGAAGCAGAAGGGGACUGGGGAAGCAUGCAAAAGGAAGUGAAUCUGGGAAGAAGAAGGGUAAGUCGGACUCGAGGGCCUCCGUGUUUUCAAAUCUGAGGAUCAGAAAAAAUCUGUCCAAGGCUAAAGAUGGGAAUAGUAGUUCACGGGAGGAUGUUUUGGAAAGCCAGGCCUUGCAGGCUGGAGAACUGGACAGUACUCAUUCAAUUGUAACCAAAACUCCAGAUAUAAGCAUCUCUGCAGAUGAAGGGGGUCUCUCAGACACAGAUGUGGAACAUUUUGAAAUCAGAAAUGAAACUGUCCCAGCUGCUGCAGAGACACAGGAUGGACAAAGGACCAGCUCUGGCUCUGAUACAGAUAUAUACAGUUUCCAUUCAGCCACAGAACAAGAGGAUUUGCUUUCUGAUAUCCAGCAAGCUAUUAGACUGCAGCAGCAGCAGCAGGGGGCAAUUAACAUUGGAACUGAGGACCUUGUCACCACAACAAUGGGCCGACACAUGGCUAAUUCGCAAGCAGCCCCCUUAGAUUUUGAACGGUUUCUUUCAGUAACUACCACUGACAAAGAGAGGAGCCCAGACACCGAGGGGGCUUUUCCAGCGAUAUCUGAAAUUGCGGAAAACAUUCCCGUCUCCUGUGCAACUGAACGUGAGCUGAAAGAAGCGGUAAAUGGCACAGGCUCUCCUGGUAACGGCUUAUUUGAAAUACAAGAACGUAAGCUAUUGACUGAGGAGCAGGAACAGCUCGUUGCUGGAGUGGAUGCUGUAGCUAGUGAAGUAGAAGAUGAUUUAAAUAGAACUGCAGUAGAAGAAAGUGGGUGUCAGACACACAGCUCCACACGACCUUUUCCAACCUCGGUAGCAGACGCUGAGAGUGAAAUUGCUGAAGUGCAGGCUGUUGAUUUUCAGGACUCAGUAAGAGAGGAUGGUAUUUCAGAUACAGGCCAUGAUCAUGCUGCUGAGACUCAGGAAGGGAAACACUCUCUGUCAGCCAGCCGAGAGGACCUGCAUAAUGGUUUAUCCACAGAAAUUAAAAAUGGCACUUUGUCCUCCGAGGGGACAGCAGGCAGUCCAAUGCUUGGUUCCCGAUGCUUUAAGCCCUAUCUAAUUAAUCCUUGUUACAUCAAAACCACAACUAGACAACUGAGUUCUCCCAACCAUUCACCAUCUCCCUCCCCAUCCCAGAGCCCGCUUUUUACAAGGAGGCAGGAGUCCUUCCACAAAAAAGAAAAAGUCUCAAUCAAGAAGCAGAGGUCUGCUAGUUUAGCAGGUUUAUUUAGUCGUUCCGCAGACUGGACAGAAGAGGUAUCUAAUCACAAAUGUGAGAUACCACAGAAGGUGGGCUCUGCAGGCUACCUGGAGCACAAGGGGUUUAGAGAGAAAUUCCAAACGGAAAGAGUGCCUUUGACUCAUUCAAGAAAGUCCUCAGGGGUGCAGGCUUCUACAGAGACAUUUCCCAAUGUCUUUUCAGGACGAACUCUGCUGGAAAAGCUCUUCAGCCAGCAGGAAAAUGCGCCACAAGAAGAAGCAGAAAAACUGUGCUCUCGUAUUAUUGCAAUGGGUCUUUUGCUUCCAUUCACGGACUGCUUCAGAGAACCGUGCAAUCAGAGUGCCCAGCAAAGCACACCCACGUUUGAUCAAGACCAGCUUUAUACUUGGGCUGCAGUUAGCCAACCUACACAUUCAUCAGAUUAUAUUGAAGGAAGCUUUCCAAGGAGAAUUCCAUCUGCGUGGCCCCCACCCAAACCUCCAGAUGAAGAACAAAGACUCAAAAUUACAGAAGAAGAGUUGAAAUCUACUGUCCUAGAAACAGAGAAACAAUGCACAGAUGAUGUUCAUCAGGUACAGGAUGAUUUUGAGGUGAAAUCUGAGGACCGUGCCAGUGUCAUCCAACAACUUGAGCAAACCAUUGAGGAUCUGAGGACAAAAAUUGCAGAGCUAGAGAAACAGUUCCCUGUUGCAGAGGUACAGACUGCUGGGAGGGAGCAGGAAAAUGAGCACACGCACGCAGUCUGUGGGGAACUCAGCAGUGUGACUCUUCAAACAAACAGAGAGGAGACCAUACCCAGGACUGCGUCACAAGCGAGAUCUGUACAAACGUCACCAACGGAGGAUUAUUUAACACACACAAUGCCUUCAGCCAAUGCACUGCCACAGCCACCCCCACCACCGCACUUAGAAGGGGGCAAAAGUGAAGGGCCGACUCAGAAAUUGCCAGCUCUAGAACUAAAGCCCACAUUUUGUUCUGAAAUCUCCUUAAUUCUGUCACCUAAGCUAAUCUCAGUGCCGAUGGACGCAAGCCAAUCAGUAGAGAGUAGUAUGCCGCAGUCACUUCUUCCAGGACCCAAAGUUAAUUUGUCCCUUGCAUUUGAAGGGGAGACUGAAAUGCCGGCUUCCCAUCAGCCUCUAAGCACUGUAGAUGAGAUUUGUAGUGAACAUCUUCCUCCUUUGCCUGUGGAGCCCACAUGUAGCAUCAUCCCUCCAACGCUGCCAACCACUGAACCAUCGUCUUCUCUGUCUGGAGCACAUGGCCCUUCCCUUGCCACUCCCAUGUCCAUGGCAGGAGUACCACCCCCGCCGCCCCUGCCCGGCUCAGGGCUCCCUCCUGCUGCCUCAGCAGCACCACACCUGGACCACUCUUUGUCAGGCAUACCACCACCCCCUCCUCCACCACCUUUGCCAAGUGGGGAGAUACCAAUGCUGCCUCCAGCCCCUCCUCUCCCAUGUGCUGGAGUCCCACCACCACCUCUACCACCACCUUUGCCUGGAGCAGGAGUCCCACCCACUCCACCCAUUUGGGGCAUCCCUCCUCCACCACCACCACCUUUACCUGGGGCUAGUGUCCCUCCCCCACCUCCUCCUCUGCCUGGCCUGGCAAUGCCACCCCCACCCCCAGCACCACCUCUGCCUGGAGCAGGGCUGCCACCACCUCCCCCACCUCUGCCCGGAGGAGUCAUCCUGCCCCCUCCGCCACCUCUGCCUGGUGCAGGCGUCCCUCCUCCACCUCCUCCGCCACCUCUGCCUGGUGCAGGCGUCCCUCCUCCACCUCCUCCGCCACCUCUGCCUGGUGCAGGCGUCCCUCCUCCGCCACCUCUGCCUGGUGCAGGCGUCCCUCCUCCACCUCCUCCACCACCUCUGCCUGGUGCAGGUGUCCCUCCUCCACCUCCUCCACCACCUCUGCCUGGUGCAGGUGUCCCUCCUCCACCUCCUCCACCACCUCUGCCUGGUGCAGGUGUCCCUCCUCUGCCACCUCCUUUGCCUGGGUUGGGGAUACCACCUCCAGCCCCACCACCUUUGCCUGGAGAAGUAUCCCUUCCAGUGACAGCCCAGGGCAGCACCUACCCAGCAGGCCCACAGGUCUGUGGGUUUCUUCCUCCUCCAUUACCAUCUGGUUUAUUUGCAAUGGCGAUGAAUCAGGAGAAAGGGAGCAGAAAACAUGUAAUAGAGCCUUCUCGGCCAAUGAAGCCUCUUUACUGGACAAGAAUUCAGCUCCACAGUAAAAGAGAUUCUAGUGCUUCACUUGUGUGGGAAAAAAUUGAAGAGCCUUCCAUAGAUUAUCAUGAGUUUGAAGAACUGUUUUCUAAAACAGCUGUUAAAGAGAGGAAGAAACCCAUUUCGGACACCAUUACAAAAACAAAGACUAAACAAGUUGUCAAGUUGUUAAGUAACAAAAGAUCUCAAGCUGUUGGAAUAUUAAUGUCUAGCCUUCAUUUAGACAUGAGGGACAUUCAGCAUGCUGUUGUGAACUUGGACAACUCUGUGGUUGACCUAGAGACCCUUCAAGCCCUGUAUGAGAAUAGAGCACAAUCAGAUGAAUUGGAAAAAAUAGAAAAGCAUAGCAAGGCGUCCAAGGAAAAAGAAAAUGCCAAGUCUUUGGAUAAACCAGAACAGUUCCUCUAUGAACUCUCACUAAUUCCCAACUUUUCAGAACGUGUGUUUUGCAUCCUGUUCCAAUCAACAUUUUCAGAAAACAUUUGUUCAAUCCGUCGCAAACUUGAAUUGUUACAGAAACUGUGUGAGACACUGAAAAAUGGGUCAGGAGUUAUGCAGGUCCUGGGUUUGGUUCUUGCCUUUGGAAAUUACAUGAAUGGUGGAAACAGGACACGAGGACAGGCUGAUGGGUUUGGACUAGAUAUCCUGCCAAAACUGAAAGAUGUCAAGAGCAGUGACAACAGCAGAAGUCUUCUGUCUUACAUUGUCUCAUACUACUUGCGUAAUUUUGAUGAGGAUGCUGGAAAAGAACAAUGCAUCUUUCCUCUUCCAGACCCACAAGAUCUCUUCCAGGCUUCGCAAAUGAAAUUUGAAGAUUUUCAGAAAGAUCUCCGCAAAAUGAAGAAAGAUUUGCGAGCAUGUGAGACAGAAGCAGCAAAAGUUUAUCAGCUAUCACUAGAAGAGCACCUCCAGCCUUUCAAAGACAGCAUGGAGCAAUUCAUUAGUCAAGCUAAGGUAGACCAAGAAAAUGAAGAGAAGUCACUGACAGAAGCACAUAAAAGCUUUUUGGAAACUGCAGCCUAUUUCUGUAUGAAACCAAAAAUGGGAGAGAAAGAGGUGUCCCCGCAUUCUUUCUUCAGUAUUUGGCAUGAAUUCAGUUCUGACUUCAAAGACUUCUGGAAGAAGGAAAACAAACUUAUUCUUCAAGAAAGAGUUAAAGAAGCAGAGGAAGUCUGCAGGCAGAAAAAGGGGAAGUCGCUAUACAAUAUAAGACCAAAACAUGACUCCGGAAUUAAAGCAAAGAUAAGUAUGAAAAUCUGAGAGAAGAAAAGCAAAAGCCAUUGUUACCUGGUUACCAAAACUUAACACGCCUGUGGGUGGGGAGUGAGGGGGAAGGAAACUACACCAUCAUUUGCUUUCUUGACCUUUUUGAAUUCACUUUCUGUUCUCUAGCAUUUUCCACCAAUUGAUGUGUUACUGUACAUUCAUUCACAAAUGUAAUCACUUUAAUGGAGUGCCCAGCAAUAGACUAGGUACGGACUUGAGACACCUUCCCUGUACUCUGUAUCUCCUUUGCCACUCAAAAGUGAUAUUUUGUAAAGUGUAUGGUACAUUACAAGUAGGCCUAAUCAGCAUGCAUAAAAAGUGGCAUCUGCAUCAGUUCCGAACAUGCUGAAAAUUGCAUUAAGUUGAACUUCAUAAGAAUGCUACUCGAUACAGUAAAACACUUCCAUUCCUACUGGCAACAUCUGUCUAACACAAAUACUUCAUGGUACUGCACUUAGAUUAGGGAAAGAAAUGUUACUCCUCGUGAAUUGUUUGUAUCCGUUUCAUGUUGGCAUUUGUAGUUUGUAUUUUGAAUCGUUAAGUGCUGUUUAUACAGUAUAAUCAAUGCUUUCCCAACUUGUUUGGUUGCCCUCCAUGACUAAAUAUUUGUGGAACAAGAUGUUUACUGUAACUAUCUUUAAAAUCGAUAAGGCAGCAUACUUUUACUUCAUCUUUUGCCAGAUAGUGAAUGCCGGGUAGUAUGGGGGUCAGAAAUCCAGCAUUAAAAAAAAAAGGAAAAAAGAGGGAGUAAGGGAAAGGCAGGAAAAUACAGAAAAGCACAGAAGUAUCAUAGAGAGUAUGAGAGAGAUUUGGCUAUUAUAGUUUGUUAAUAUAUAAAGCAGCUAAUACUUUUACAUGAAUUUUAGAAGGUAUAGUAUAGUUUUAACUGCUGAUCACUUAAGUCAGGCUUUUGGCCUCAUGUACAUGACUUCCCUUUUGGAAUUAGCUUUACAGUUAAUUUAAAACUCCUUUAGAGAGCCAUUAAAAGAUGCACAUGGGGAUCGACAUUUAUGGAAAACAGUAGCCAAUUCUAGUGACAGAACAUAGACUACCAACUAAUUGACAUCGAUUUCACACUCAACAGUAUUGCAGACUUUUCCUCCAGGCUUUCGGUGUCCCUGACUAGGAGGUUAAUGAUUGAAAUCUGUGACUUCGGCCUUCCAUUUUAGACCACAUGCUUAAUUCCUAUUUGCGAUCCCAAAUUUACUGUAUCGGUUCUGAUCUGCUCAACCAAUAACAACCCCUUCCUCCAGUCCUAAUUUAAGAGCCCCAAACCAAUCAGCAUGAUCGAUAACAUUUUUCUUUCAAAACACACUUUUCCUGAAAGCAGACUGUGUGUGCAACUGAGUUGGAUGCACGUGCUCACAACCUUGGAGCCUGAAAGACACUGGGGUAAGGCAAAUGAGCUCUAACCUGCUGGGUUGGGUUAUUCCCUAUCUAAUCUAGCACAUCAAGAGACAUUCCUACCUGUCCAGAGGCUAAUAAACCCUACAGGGUGUCCUAAAAGGAAAUGCGAAAUGUGACCUCAGGAAUCCGUUAUUCUUCACGUAUACCAAGCACUAGAAAAUAUAUUUUUUUUCACUAUGUGAAAAGCAAGUCUCCUGUUGCUGACAAACCUAUGUGAAAAUCUGUACUUGUAGUAAUUUCUGGCAGGGAUAUAAAUUACCAAGAAUGGAGUUCUAAAAUUUUGUGUUGAUGGGAGUAACAUUACUAUUUGGGGAAGUAAAAAGAGGAGAUUAUUUGCUGUUACAACUAACUUAUGGAAAAAACUUUAAAAAAUAAAGCUAUUUUAAUGGCACUGAUUCAAAUCCAUGUUUGUAUUUAUGUAAACAAUAGUCUUUUCCUCUUAACUUUGCUCCUAAGUGCAAGGAUGCAGUAGCAUGUUUUCAUUUGUAGCCUUCCUGUUCCCUUCAGUACCUACAGUAUGUAUAUUACUAUAGUAAAUGAAAUAAUAGAUCAUCUAACAAAGAUCACUAUGUGCAAUACUGUAUUUAGUGUUUCUAUUUCAAUUUUUUUAGAAUGUUAAUUUAUAUGAAAAUA